Molecule: messenger RNA, 1188 nt
Organism: Saccharomycodes ludwigii
Lineage: Eukaryota; Fungi; Ascomycota; Saccharomycetes; Saccharomycodales; Saccharomycodaceae
Gene: RPC53
Product: DNA-directed RNA polymerase III subunit C53
Exons: 1
Coding region: 1-1188 (395 amino acids)
Biological process (GO): transcription by RNA polymerase III
Cellular component (GO): RNA polymerase III complex
Molecular function (GO): DNA binding
Source: RefSeq, a predicted model, not a curated record
AUGAGUGGGACGGGUAGAUUACCAACUUUGUCUAGCAAGGAUAACAGGCCAAGUUUAAAAUUUAAACCCAAAGCUAUAGCAAGAAAAUCAAAGGAAGAAAGAGAGGCAGCUGCUGCGAAAAUUAAAACCGAAGAAAAAGAUUCAUUUAAUAAUAAGAACUAUCAUGGUGAUAAUAAGAAAAAGUACUCCAAAAGAUUACCAGGAAUAAAAAAACAACCAAGAUAUUUACAGAAUACUCAUGUAAUUUCUUCAGGUCCACUGGCUGCAGGAAACUUUGUUUCUGGAGGUUCAUCGAGAACAACUAGUUUUUUUAGAAAGGGAGACCAAGCAUCGGCCGCUGCAACUUUAUUAAAAAAGGGAAUUGCUGGAAAAGAUGCCGAUGAAGAAAAUGACGAUGAUAAUGGUACUGGAAUCGCCAAAUUAAAUAUGGGUAGAGAAUACAAAACGCUUGACAUCUUAAGUUCUGAUGAUGAUGAUGAUGAUGAUGAUGGUGGCAACGAGGAGGAAAACAAUAAUGGUAAUGAAAAUAAUGCUUCUGAACCAAGUACAAGUGCUGCAAUGAAUUCAGAAGAUCCGCAUCUUAUCUCGAUGUUCCCGGUCAGACCAAUACGUAUUAAUCAUGAAGAAAUAAAUACAGCUAAAAUAGAAGUUCAACAAUCCAUGAGUACAACGACAUCAAAGGAACCAACACCUGGGUUUAUAAAAUUAGAAGAGAUCAAUAAUGAAAAUAAUUUGCUUGAAAAGAAAAAAGCCGAACUAAAUAAAAGAUUAGAAAAGAUGAAUUUGGGAAAUGAAUUCAAAUCUGUUAAUGUCGAAGAAAGUUUGGAAGAAAUGAAGUUAAUGGUUAAAGAUUACAUACAUAUUAAUAAGAAAUUAGAAAAAGUUCACAACUCGGAUAGACAGUUUUUAGCAUUCCAGAUUCCUCCUAUAUUUCCAACUACCACUGUAGUGGAGGAUUCUACUAAUAAAAAUACAACAAUUACACCACUUACAGGAAAUAUUGGUAGAUUGAGAAUACAUAAAUCAGGGAAAAUUACUAUUAAAAUAGCUGGUGUAGUUAUGGACAUUACAAAAGGUAGCGAAACAUCAUUCAUACAAGAUGUUGUUGCCUUAGAUUCACAUGACGAAGAAACUGUCGAACAUUUGGGCCAAAUAGAAAGUAAGAUUAUAGCAAUUCCCAAAAUAUGA